AUGAGAGAGAUGAAUUGUCAUGAGGUGGAUGCUGUAUCAUGCUACUCCGAUACAACUGUGACUGAAAAUGAUAACUUUAAUUUGAACACAUUUAAUAAUUAUUAUACUACCAGAAACAGAAUUGUAGAUGAAGGAUUGGAAAUCGAGGAUUAUGAGAUUAAAAUCGUAUCUAAUAGCCAUACCAGAAGUUUAAAAUUAUCAAGCAUUAACAAUUUCAUACAGAUGAUUGUAUCUCCACAAGAUUUCCAACAAUUAUUAGGUAUUCAUCAAAAUUCCCUUGAACAAAUUACAGUCCAGCAUUUAAUUAUAUACGUGUUUUGCAAUAUGAGAGAACUUUUACUUGACACAGUGAAAUAUGUUAACCAGGUUAGACUACUACACUUGGGCAAGAAAUAUGCGAUCGAGGAUUUUACAAAGAACAGAAAUAUGUCAUUGAUAAAUGACUUGAAGAUUACAGAAUGCCCUUCGUUUCAUUUAGUCUUGACAGAUUUGCCCAUAAGCCCAUUACCAUUAAUAUCUAAAAAAUUUGUGAUUAUGAACUUCUUCAAUCAUGAAGAAUAUACUGGGUCAGUAACAUAUGCAGAGGCGAUAGUCAAAAAGUUUAAAACCAACACAAAUUCAAGAAAAUCUUCGGUUGUUUCAAACACUGAGACUCUAUCUGAUGUAACCACAACCAACGUGUCUUUGAAAUCAGAAGGCAAAUUUAAAGGGAGAUUGAAGAGAUUUUGCAGGUUUUAA
This is a messenger RNA of Debaryomyces fabryi, 738 nucleotides long. RefSeq lists its product as uncharacterized. The record is from RefSeq and is a predicted model, not a curated record. NCBI's taxonomy places the organism in Eukaryota, Fungi, Ascomycota, Pichiomycetes, Serinales, Debaryomycetaceae. The coding region runs from base 1 to 738 and encodes 245 amino acids. The transcript has a single exon.